This is a messenger RNA of Octopus sinensis (East Asian common octopus), 576 nucleotides long. RefSeq lists its product as uncharacterized. The transcript has a single exon. Bases 1 to 576 code for a protein of 191 amino acids. The record is from RefSeq and is a predicted model, not a curated record. NCBI's taxonomy places the organism in Eukaryota, Metazoa, Mollusca, Cephalopoda, Octopoda, Octopodidae.
AUGACCACGCAAGAUACGGUCAAUUGGUUGGCUCAAUAUCAGCUAAUCAAAAAUUCGAUGAAAUGCGAAAACUGCAGCACGGAUUGCCGUCUUCUUUCAGACAAAUCCCGACUCGACAAAUUAAAGUGGAAAUGUAAAACAUGCAAUUUCUCAAAAUCGAUUCGAGAUGGCAGCUUUUUCUCACAUAGUCAUCUUGAAUUGAAGCAAAUUUUGGACUAUAUCUAUUUUUGGGCACUCAACUCAGAAACGAUUAUCUGCAGCAAAGAAUCUCGAUCAGACUUUAAAAAAACAUCAAUUGAUUGGGGAAACUUUUUACGUGAUGUAUGCGUAAAGUGGGUCGAGGACCAUCCUUGUUCUCUCAGUGGAAUUAAUUCAGAAACUAUGUUGCCAAUUGUCGUAGAAGUGGAUGAAACAAAAUAUUUUCAUCGAAAAUACGCAAGAGGUACCUGGCACGAAGGGCAUUGGGUUGUUGGUGGAAAAGAGAGGGGCAACCCUAGGAAUAUUUUUCUGGUCGAAGUUCCUGAUCGGAGUCGAGACACGUUAAUAACUAUUAAUUCUCAGUAUCUUUUGUCUUAA